Molecule: messenger RNA, 1755 nt
Organism: Impatiens glandulifera
Lineage: Eukaryota; Viridiplantae; Streptophyta; Magnoliopsida; Ericales; Balsaminaceae
Product: pentatricopeptide repeat-containing protein At3g29290
Exons: 2
Coding region: 42-1670 (542 amino acids)
Molecular function (GO): protein binding
Source: RefSeq, a predicted model, not a curated record
UGCUAUAACUAAUUACUGUGUCUUCAUACCACAGGGCCGACAUGGCUGAACUGUUGAGAAAUUCACUAACAAUUCCCGGUUCUUCAUGUGGUGGUGGUGGUGGAUAUAGUUUCCCCCAUUACCCAACAACAACCACUUUCAAUUUUAAAACCCUAGUUCCAAGUAGAAGAAGGCUUGCAAGGAUUAAUGCCCAAAGCUCCUUGGUUAUUACAUCAGAAGAUUCAAAAUCCGGUGGCCUCAAUCAUUCUUCAACUGAAUUAAUCAAACUACACUAUCUUGAAGAAAGGGAUGAAGAAAUACUGUCGAGAAGGAUUUUAAACCUCAGUAGACUGAACAAGGUUACAAGUGCAGUAGAGUUGUACAGAUCCAUGCAAUUUUCAGAUCUUCGUCCCAAUUCACACGCCUGUAAUUCCCUCAUCGCAUCCCUCUUAAGAAACCAAAUGCUCGAUUCAGCUCUAACAAUCUUCGAAUCCAUGAGAACAAGCGACCUCAUCAGUAGCCAUACUUGCAGCCUAGUCCUCAAGGCAGUUUCCAAUGCCCGUGGCUUCGAUGCAGCAUUGCACAUGUUCAACGAUCUAGAAAGCCAGGUCGACGUCAGGAAAAUCUUCGACCCCAUCGUCUACAACACGAUGAUAUCCGUUUGUUCUAAAUCGAACAAAUGGGUACAGGCCGAGAGAAUCUGGAGACUCGUUGCGAAUUCCAAUACGUGUAUCGCGACUAGCCUCACUUAUCGCCUGUUGAUAUGCACGUUUGUUCGGUGCGGGCAGAACGAGUUGGCAAUCGACGCGUACGAGGAAAUGAUUCGUCACAAACUCGAUCCGACAGAGGAUGUUAUGCACGCUGUUAUAGGAGCGUGUAGCCGAGAAGAAGGUAAGUGGGAGUUGGGAUUAAAUGUCUUUCAAAGAAUGCUGGACGAUGGAAUGAAACCAACUAUUGUAGAUUGUAAUUCCCUGAUUAACGCGUUGGGGAAACACGGUGAAGUCAAACGAGCCUUUAGAAUCUACCAAGCGAUGAAGUCUGACGUUAUUGGUCACAAGCCGGAUGCAUAUACAUGGAACGGGCUUCUUGGCGGUUUGUACAAAGCGAACAGACACGGUGAAGUUAUUAAACUGUUUCAGAGAAUUAAGGAUGAUGAAGAAGAAGAAAACAAUAAUAAUGUGAUAAAUUCACAUUUAUACAAUACAUGUCUAAUGUCAUGUCAAAGGCUAGGUUUAUGGGAUAAAAGUCUGCAACUAUUAUGGGAGAUGGAAACAUCCGGAUUUCAGAUUUCAACCGCGACCUAUAAUCUCGUGAUCGGGGCCUGUGAGGUGGCGAGAAAGCCGAAAGUCGCAUUGCAGGUUUACGAACGGAUGAUGGACCAAAAAUGUGAACCGGACAUGUUUACACUUUCAUCUAUGGUCAGAAUUUGUGUGUGGGGUUCCAUGUGGAUUGAAGUGGAGCAAAUCAUAAAGAGUGUUGUUGGGAGUAAUAAUGGCGAUUGGUCGUCACUUUAUAACAUUGCGAUUCAAGGAGUUUGUUUAAGAGGGAAAAGCGACAUGGCUACUAAGAUGUACAUAAAAAUGAGAAAGAGUGGACUCGAACCAGAUGGGAAAACCAGGGCUUUGAUGCUUCAAAUAUUGAAAGAUAAAACCAAGCUCAGUGAAGUGGUUUCAUCAUCAUCAGUAUCUUAAUUACAAGUUUAUACUAUGAUGUAUUAUAUGAAUUAGAUAUGGAGAAUAGCACAAAAGCAAACAUUAUAUAUUUUUUCUUGAGACA